AUGUAUGGACAGGAUGUGAUGCACCGGAGCCACGCACAGCACUGCCCCAAGGUAACACAGGUUGUUAAGAUGAACGCUCUCCAGGUGCUCUCUCUGGUUCUGCUCUCCGUCUUUGCGGCUCAGGCUCAGGUCCUGAUGCCCGGCCGCUGCCCUCAGCCUGCGGUGCAGAAAGACUUUGAUGCUGCCCGGUAUCUGGGUACCUGGUUCGACAUCGUGAAGCUGCCGCACGCGUUCCAGAAGGGACAGUGCAGCACCGCCACCUACUCCCUGCAGAGCCCUGGGGUGGUGGGCGUGCUGAACAGAGAGCUGCUUGCCGAUGGAACCAUCAACAGCAUCAGUGGAUCUGCUACUGCCCUGGACCCGUCCGAGCCCGCCAAACUGUCCGUGUCCUUCUUCGAGAACGCCCCCCCUGCUCCUUACUGGGUGCUGGACACUGACUACGACAGCUACGCCCUGGUCUACAGCUGCACAGACCUGGGUCUGCUGCACGCAGACUUCGUCUGGAUCAUGAGCCGAGAGCCCACCAUGUCCUCCAUCACUCUGGCCAAACUGAGCACUCAGCUGGCCUCUAUCGGGGUCCGCCUGGACAAACUGCAGCCCACCAACCAGGACGAGGAGUACUGCAGCCCCAUGUAG
Messenger RNA from Knipowitschia caucasica, 636 nucleotides. Lineage: Eukaryota; Metazoa; Chordata; Actinopteri; Gobiiformes; Gobiidae. The record is from the annotation of a GenBank genome assembly.